Molecule: messenger RNA, 691 nt
Organism: Phalaenopsis equestris
Lineage: Eukaryota; Viridiplantae; Streptophyta; Magnoliopsida; Asparagales; Orchidaceae
Product: probable WRKY transcription factor 75
Exons: 3
Coding region: 1-528 (175 amino acids)
Biological process (GO): regulation of DNA-templated transcription
Molecular function (GO): DNA-binding transcription factor activity; sequence-specific DNA binding
Source: RefSeq, a predicted model, not a curated record
AUGGCGGCUCUCCUGCAGCCCAAUGAGAAGAGCAGCUACUUCUCCUCUCUUCAUUUCGCAGAAUUAUUAUCACCGCCGGCGAUCGCCGGCGGCGAGCCUUCCGAUUUCGACGCCUGUCAGUAUUUCGAUGGAGCGUUGGAAGCUCCGAUGCUUCGAAUGAUGGAGAGCGGCGAUUUAUAUGAGUGUCAGAUGGAAUAUGAGGAGGUGAAGAGAAGGAAGGCAGAAGCUGGUUGUAGGAUUGGGUUCAGGACAAAGUCUGAGGUGGAGGUAUUGGAUGAUGGAUUCAAGUGGAGGAAAUAUGGGAAGAAAGCUGUGAAGAAUAGCCCAAAUCCAAGGAACUACUACAGAUGCUCGAGCACAGGCUGCGAGGUCAAAAAGAGAGUCGAGAGAGAUCGCAGCGAUUCAAACUACGUGAUAACCAUAUACGAAGGGACUCAUAAUCAUAUGAGUCCAGAUUGCAGGCCAUACACCACUGAUUUUCCUCAACCUGCCAUUAGCUCCCAUUCAUUCCUGAAACCAACACCAUGAACUCUGUAUUCCAUCCCAUCAAACAAACAAUUCACCAUUAUCUGUUUUUAUUUUGUUCAUUAUGUAACCAUCUUCAUUUGGGGCAGUUAGUUAACAUGCAUGCCCCAUAAUUUUUAUGUAUUUACAUGCUUAGCGCCUAUACCUUUUUUGUUUUUUACAUUUA